Molecule: messenger RNA, 2910 nt
Organism: Symsagittifera roscoffensis
Lineage: Eukaryota; Metazoa; Xenacoelomorpha; Acoela; Convolutidae
Exons: 12
Coding region: 221-2527 (768 amino acids)
Source: RefSeq, a predicted model, not a curated record
AGUUUUUCCUCUGUUUUGAGAAGUUUUCCAACAUUUCCAUAUGCUGUUUGCUUUUGAAGAGCAAACAAGAAUUUUCAAAUUAUAUAAAGGAAUAAUUUCUAAGCUCUAUAAAAUGUUUUAAAGUUCAACUGUUUUUUGACAAUUUUUGCUGAAUUAAUAACAGUUCAAUUUGCUACAUCUUCAAUUUGUAUUUUGACCACAUAAAACAAAUCUAUACAAGAUGGGUAAGCGAAUGACUCUCAAACUUGUGAGUCUCCGUUCGGUGAUUCUGUACCUGUCGGCUUUUCUCACUCUCUGCUUCAUGGUCAUGUGUCUUCUCUCAGCCUGGUUCAGCAUGGUCGCCCUGAAAGAGAAAAUAGGAGUGUACAUGAACGAGUUCAAAGCAGCCAAAGUUGAGAGCUACGAAGCGCCGGCUAUCCUAUUCCUCGCUAACGGGCUCUACACGUUCGAAUGUAUUACCAGUCACUUUCGGUUCGACCCGAGACCCGACAACAGUGACUUCGAUUUCGAAAAUCGAGACCCCGAGGAUCCGAGACUGCGAAUUCAGGAGUCGUGUCGGGAGAAUUCAACUCAGUACUCGGUGACACUAGCCGAUUUGACUGAGUUCGAGGACAUCAUAAGUUCGUUUCCCGAUUGGCUGCAGAAGAAUUUGGUGACGACGACUGAUGACUCGGCUUGUCAGGCGGGUGACGAAGAGGCGGACGCGAAGAAGAAGAGACUGAAGAGGAGGAGGAGGGAUCACACUGAUGACCUGAACAGAUGUGACGGCAGGUGUUCCAAGAUCUGGAGCUGUGCAAAUGAGCCACAGGUCUGCGUGGACGACCACACAUUCGAGAUCUGCUUCAGCUCCACCCACCGACUGGUAGAUGAGGAGCCCUGUCUCACCCACAGACAGUGCAUUGGCACAGUGCCCAAGUUCCCUGCCGCCUGUGGCCAGUGGAUAGAGUGCAUGCACCCCGACAGGAUGGACGAGGUCCGCUGUCUUCCUGUGUGGGAUUGUUUUUACUCUGGUGAGCGUGAGUUCGGCACCCUGUGCUACGACAUCUUCCAGUGUCUGGAAGACCAGGUGCAGGACCAGUGCGAGAUCCUCACCACUGCAGAGCCGGAACAGAUCUCGGAGGAGCAGCUCACUCAGGCAUGUGAUGGAGUGGGGGAGCUGUACUCUUCCCAACCUGGAUUGGCAGAGCUGGACAACCAACCCCUGAAGCUAAUCAUCAUGCGGGGUCCUUCGGAGUACAAGCAGCGAGAUUUCAUUUUCGCCUCUCUCCGCCCGGCAGACACGGAGACGGGGGUGUGGGCCACGCUGCAUCCCAGCUACGACGAACUACUCGAAAAGUUCCAAACACUCGACAAGUUCUCCUUCCUUGGAUUCAUCGUGGGGGAUUUCCGGUGGACUUUUCUGGCGCGUGAGUUCCGCUCCUACAACUUCAUGACCAAAACACUCUACAAGGUCAACGAGCUCAUCGAUUCCAUCAGCAUCAGACAGGAGAUCUCGAUGAGCAAACUGAACAUGACGGAUCCGAUGCAGAGCGACUACAGGCCAGUAGAGGUCUACUACUCCUGGAAGGAUGGCUACCAGAUAGAGGGUAGGAAGUUCAUCGCGGUGACUGUAUGGGACGCCUUUUCCUUCGUGGCCGCCACUCUUCUGAUGUUGGAGAGGGCAUGGCUCACUUGGGGCAGACUGAUGAACAAAGUGGUGGAUGCCAAUGCCAAGCGAAUCAUGCAGAAGUACCAGGUUGGCUCACCGGAGUGGAUCAUCUUCAGGAAAAUGAUGGACGAGGGGGGCAAUCUUCUGCAGUCAAUGCUUGUGCUCCGCAGACUGAAGGAGGAGGAGAAACGACAGGCGAGGUUGGCCUACAAGAGGGCACUGGCAGCCAAGAAGCAGAAGGAGAAAGAUGAUAAAUUCAGGAUGAAGUUGGAGAGAAUGCGUGCCCUGAAGUAUGGGGUGGUGUCGGAGGAGGUGCUCAACUGGGACGAGAAGAGGAGGACAGAGUGGAGCAUCUACAAGAAAAUGGUUAAGGAGGACUGGAGGAGCAACCAGAAGUUCUACGAGGAUAUGAGUGAGAAGGAGAGACAGGAGUGGAAGAGGGAGGAGCAGAGACGGCUGGAGAGGGAGAAGAAGUGGGAGAGACAGAUGUCCAAGUACAGACAACAACAAGCUGGAGGCGGCAAAAGUCGAAGCAGCGUGGCUUCUGGCAGCACCAGAGGGGACAAUUCCGACUCUGAUGACCUGAUGAAUGUGUUGGAUAGCCAGGUGGCGACGGAGGCACCCGAGGCCUCGGUGGUGAAUCGGAAGGAGCUGCAGCAGCGCAUGCGACAGAAGAGGACCAAAAAAGUGAACAUGGAGUUCUCUGCGCCCACGGAGCGUGAAGAUAUUGAGAUCACUACUGGCAGUCACGUGAUCAACGACAGUGCCAGUCCAGUCCAGAAGAGUCCCUGGGGCAACAAACUGAACCAGAAGGGGAAGGGUAAACAACAGCAACAAUCUCAAGCGCCCUCCGAGUGGCUCAACAUGUUCGACAAAUGACCACCUCAUAAGAGAUGACAACAACAUGAUCAACAAUUCAGACAAAAAGUGAUCUCUGCAACUACCUCCCUACCUAAGACAAAGGGGGAUACCUUACUAUGUGCGAAACUCGCAUAUACUUGACUGUUAAAUUGAUCCUUGAUAGGGAUAGAUAAUCGCUAUUAUGAGCCAUAGUUAAAUAGUUAGGGAAAUCAUUAAUUAGAUCCCAAAAAGUUCUCAAUUCAAAAAAAAUGGUAUAAAGUUUUCGAAUAUUGCAUAUUUUUGAGUUCCCAUAAAGAUUCCCACCGCUUGUUAUUGAAUCACUGUGAAAAUUUCAUGUUUGUCGAAGAAGUUAUACAGCAGAUAUUACUGUAAUUUAUUUGACCCGACUUGCACAUUGCAUA